GUCGUGCUUCGGGCGCGCCAAAUGGGAGGGGGAGACGCAAGAUGGCGGCAGCCGCGAACUCCGGCUCUAGCCUCCCGCUGUUCGACUGCCCAACCUGGUGAGUGGCGGGGCGGCCAGGGCUAGAGUGGCCCGGCCGGAGCUAUCCUGGGCUGGAAGGGCGGCUCUUUUUUUACUUUUCUGCUGCGAGCCGAACGGCUCAGAAACCCUGGAAUGGUUGAGGAAAAACUGUUCGCUGCACCGGGCCGGGCGACGUGUUGAAGAACCGAGAGCCUGGAGCCCAGGCCCAGGAACUGAAGAAACCCGGGGUUGGGGGCUCAAAGGCGCUCACUUAGGCAGCCCCUUUGAGCGAUUAGCCAGUUGCCGGAGCGCUUCGAGGCCUUGGCCCGAACUUACGCCCAACUCUUGACUGAGUGCCUGGUGCUCUCGUGGAGCAUCGCAUCUGGCCCCUUCCUGUACGUCCCGAGCGCGCUCGAGCCAGCCCCGGCCCCAACCCUACCUCCAAGCCCCGCAUCCCUCUGUGGUUGCUGCAUCCCUCGUGCGGCACUUGUCUGUCUGCCACAGAGAACACGAGGGGCAGGUAAGCCCCCUCCCGGUUUACAUCUGGAUGUAGUCAAAGGAGACAAACUAAUUGAGAAACUGAUUAUUGAUGAGAAGAAGUAUUACUUAUUUGGGAGAAACCCCGAUUUGUGUGACUUUACCAUUGACCACCAGUCUUGCUCUCGGGUCCAUGCUGCACUUGUCUACCACAAGCAUCUGAAGAGAGUUUUCCUGAUAGAUCUCAACAGUACACACGGCACUUUCUUGGGUCACAUUCGGUUGGAACCUCACAAGCCUCAGCAAAUUCCCAUCGAUUCCACGGUCUCAUUUGGCGCAUCCACAAGGGCAUACACUCUGCGCGAGAAGCCUCAGACAUUGCCAUCGGCUGUGAAAGGAGAUGAGAAGAUGGGUGGAGAGGAUGAUGAACUCAAGGGCUUACUGGGGCUUCCAGAGGAGGAAACUGAGCUUGAUAACCUAACAGAGUUCAACACUGCCCACAACAAGCGGAUUUCUACCCUUACCAUUGAGGAGGGAAAUCUGGACAUUCAAAGACCAAAGAGGAAGAGGAAGAACUCACGGGUGACAUUCAGUGAGGAUGAUGAGAUCAUCAACCCAGAGGAUGUGGAUCCCUCAGUUGGUCGAUUCAGGAACAUGGUGCAAACUGCAGUGGUCCCAGUCAAGAAGAAGCGUGUGGAGGGCCCUGGCUCCCUGGGCCUGGAGGAAUCAGGGAGCAGGCGCAUGCAGAACUUUGCCUUCAGCGGAGGACUCUACGGGGGCCUGCCCCCCACACACAGUGAAGCAGGCUCCCAGCCGCAUGGCAUCCAUGGGACAGCACUCAUCGGUGGCUUGCCCAUGCCAUACCCAAACCUUGCCCCUGAUGUGGACUUGACUCCUGUUGUGCCGUCAGCAGUGAACAUGAACCCUGCACCAAACCCUGCAGUCUAUAACCCUGAAGCUGUAAAUGAACCCAAGAAGAAGAAAUAUGCAAAAGAGGCUUGGCCAGGCAAGAAGCCCACACCUUCCUUGCUGAUUUGAUAUUUUUGGUCAUGGAGAAGGGUGGGAUUGGGUGGGAAUGGGGUGGAAGGGUGAGGGGAGCUAAUGAACUAGGGAGAAAAACUUUCCAUGUGUGCGGUAUCGUCUUUCAGAAUGUCUCCUGGCAUCCUAACCAUGUAAUAUGACAAUUGGGGGUGGGGUUGAAAUAGCCCAUAAAGACCUGUCUUCACAACACUUGCAGUGUAGAGAAAGGCUUCUUAUAUCCUUUUCAAUAGACUGCCCUGGCUCUUUCCUAGGCCUUCCACUACCUCCUUUCUUUCUCCCACUUUCUAGGAUCAUUUUUAUGUAAAGUCACAUAUCCCAGGCCCUCAGGUUGAAUCCAGAGCUGUACAGGUUACAGUAGCAUCACCAGCCUUGGGGGUCCAGAGCCUAAUUUAUAUUCACUAUCCUUCCAAGUCCCGGGUAGCAGAAGGGUUGCCAUAGAUCUCAGUUCGAUCAAAAAGAAGGCUUAGAAUUCUGCAGUUAAGCUGAGGUUUAAACUAAAAAAUGUUUCCUUGGGUCAGUGGUUUUGAGGUCCAGUAGUUAGGCUUUUCUCUUUUGUCCUUCCUGUUGGAAUGAAAACAUUUCGAUUUUCCUUCAUCUGUGACUGGUGCCAUAGACACAGGUUUAUAGUUUUAACUUACAGUAUUGUUUGAAAUUUACCUGUUUUUCUUGUCAAACCUGAGCACUCCUCCUGCUGAAGUUUCUUAUUUAAUUCCAGAGUACUGUCCUCUACUCUAAGGCAUUACUUUUAAGUGUAUUAUGACGGCAGUUUUCAAAGGAUAUGACCAGUUGGGGUAAUUCAAAUUAAAAAGGAAAAGAUUUGUUUGGAAGUAACUGGUGUCUCUAAGAGGAAUUUUUAGAUGUCAGUUUGGAGGCUCUUUCCCCCCUCAAUUGAGAGCUCUUGUUAUUUAGAGCUCCAAGACUAGACCUGGCUAACAAACAUAGGAGACAAAGUUAGGAAACAUUGAUACAAGCUUUGUACAGAGAUUUGUACAUUUGUGUAAUAGGCCUUUUCAUGCUUUAUGUGUAGCUUUUUACCUGUAACCUUUAUUACAUUGUAAAUUAAACGUAACUUUUGUCA
Messenger RNA from Pan troglodytes (chimpanzee), 2653 nucleotides. It is a transcript of the gene PPP1R8, whose product is annotated as protein phosphatase 1 regulatory subunit 8. Gene Ontology annotation, molecular function: protein binding. The transcript is spliced from 7 exons. NCBI's taxonomy places the organism in Eukaryota, Metazoa, Chordata, Mammalia, Primates, Hominidae. The record is from RefSeq and is a predicted model, not a curated record. Bases 943 to 1572 code for a protein of 209 amino acids.